Salvia miltiorrhiza (redroot sage) is the source of this 924-nucleotide messenger RNA. Its product is annotated as major allergen Pru ar 1-like. Gene Ontology annotation, biological process: abscisic acid-activated signaling pathway; defense response. NCBI's taxonomy places the organism in Eukaryota, Viridiplantae, Streptophyta, Magnoliopsida, Lamiales, Lamiaceae. The transcript has a single exon. Gene Ontology annotation, cellular component: cytoplasm; nucleus. The coding region runs from base 229 to 705 and encodes 158 amino acids. The record is from RefSeq and is a predicted model, not a curated record. Gene Ontology annotation, molecular function: protein phosphatase inhibitor activity; abscisic acid binding; signaling receptor activity.
CAAACCAUAAAUGCAUCACGAAUAAUUGAGUUGCCAUUCAACGAAAUGGGGCUAAAGCCCAAAGCCAAAGAAAAGUCGAGGUAGAGAACCUUCCAUCCCACACUAUAAAAUAGCACCUUCACACUCUCCUAUUUUCCCAUCACACUUAGCUAAUCUCAUUCAUAUAUAUCAAUCACUAAUCAAUCUUCACUUCUCCUCCAUUACUCCAAUUUUUUAAAAAAGAGAAUCAUGGGUGCGAUCACUUAUGAUGUAGAGACCCCUUCCUCCAUCCCGGCCGGGAAGCUCUUCAAGGCCAUCGUGCUCGACGCCGACACCCUCAUCCCCAAGAUCUUGCCUCAGGCCAUCAAGAACGUCGAGAUCUUGGAAGGAGACGGCGGCGCCGGCACCGUCAAGAUCGUUCAUUUUGGCGAAGGGAGUCAGUAUAAGAGCGUCAAGCACCGUGUCGAGGCCAUCGACAAGGACAACUUGACAUACACGUACACCAUCAUUGAAGGUGAUGCUCUCUCAGAUAUUAUUGAAUCCGUCACUUAUCAUAUCAAGAUCGUCCCAACCGAAGAUGGAGGAAGCAUCUGCAAGAACAGGAGCAUCUACAACACCAAGGGUGAUGCUGUGAUUGAUGAGGAGAAGAUCAAGGAGGGGAAAGACAAAGCCCAACAUAUGUUCAAGGCUAUCGAGGCUUACCUCAUCGCCAACCCCGACUGCUGAAAGAGACGAGGCUUCAUAUAUCGAUGAUGUCAUUUUAUAAACGUGGUAUAUAUAUCUGUGACGCGAGAGAAUUGGUGUGCGAGAUAUUAUAAAUAGGCUGAAUUGCCUAGCUAGAGCGAUAUAUUGAUUUACUUUGUGUGGUUUUUGAAUUUGUGUUGAGUGAAUAUUAUUGUAUUGUAUUUGUGUUGCACUAAAUAAAGAAGCAUAAUUAAUAUUGCA